AUGAAUGCUCUUUUUCGCAAAGGGUUCUUCCUCACAAUCUCUCCUUGUGAUGCAGCAGAACCAUGGCAAUUAGGAUCUCAAGAUGCAGCAACACCUAUGAUGCAAGGAAUCAUCGACUUACAUCACGAUAUCUUUUUCUUCCUUAUUCUGAUUUUGGUUUUCGUAUUAUGGAUCUUGGUACGCGCGUUAUGGCAUUUCCACUAUCAAAAAAAUCCAAUCCCACAAAGGAUUGUUCAUGGAACUACUAUCGAAAUUCUUCGGACCAUCUUUCCGUCUAUCAUCCUUAUGUUCAUUGCUAUACCAUCAUUUGCUCUCUUAUACUCAAUGGACGAGGUAGUAGUAGAUCCAGCCAUUACUAUCAAAGCUAUUGGACAUCAAUGGUAUCGGACUUAUGAGUAUUCAGACUAUAACAGUUCCGAUGAACAGUCACUCACUUUUGACAGUUAUACGAUUCCAGAAGAUGAUCUAGAAUUGGGUCAAUCACGUUUAUUAGAAGUGGACAAUAGAGUGGUUGUACCAGCUAAAACUCAUCUACGUAUUAUUGUAACAUCUGCUGAUGUACCUCAUAGUUGGGCUGUACCUUCCUUAGGUGUCAAAUGUGAUGCUGUACCUGGUCGUUUAAAUCAGAUCUCUAUUUUGGUACAACGAGAAGGAGUUUACUAUGGUCAGUGCAGUGAGAUUUGUGGAACGAAUCAUGCCUUUAUGCCUAUCGUAAUAGAAUCGGUGGCGAAAAAAGAUUAUGCUUCUCGGGUAGCCAAUCAAUUAAGCCCCCAACCCGGCGGUACUUGGGUGAGGGCUAACGAGCCAAAAUACAAGGAGCUCUUUACCCUUGUGAUAGGAGUCCCGUGCAAUUGCCGGGACCGGUUGUUCCACCCGAAGCAGCGCCGGUACCUCAACCGGUGGUGGUAA
This is a messenger RNA of Dipodomys spectabilis (banner-tailed kangaroo rat), 909 nucleotides long. RefSeq names its product cytochrome c oxidase subunit 2. Gene Ontology annotation, molecular function: copper ion binding; cytochrome-c oxidase activity. The transcript has 2 exons. The coding region runs from base 1 to 909 and encodes 302 amino acids. The record is from RefSeq and is a predicted model, not a curated record. Gene Ontology annotation, biological process: ATP synthesis coupled electron transport. NCBI's taxonomy places the organism in Eukaryota, Metazoa, Chordata, Mammalia, Rodentia, Heteromyidae. Gene Ontology annotation, cellular component: membrane.